AUGGCGCCAACAUUUUUUCAGUCAAAAGCAAAAAAAUUUCUUAACCGAUCAAAGCGAGAGGCUUUAUGUGUGCUCGGACACAUACAACAACAACAACAACGAUACGCUAAGCAUUCAAGUUUGUACAAGAGAAGAAAUGAUGAUGAACUCGUAUGGAUGAAACAAGUCAAAAAGGUUUACGAAUUUUGUUUACUGCUCACCAGUCUCGGAAGAUGUUUGCUCUAUGUGCCAAUUUCAUUUUCAGACGACGAUUACGGCAGUAAAUGUCCCGUGGAUGUAGACAAGAUAUGCACGUUGAUAUGCUCCUUGAAUCAAUUAGGAAAUUUUGCAACAUCAUCAUUGUUGAAAAUCCAAAAGUACAAGGUUGUGGUGGAACGCUGUGAUGAUGUUUUAUUUGCGGUGUUUAUGGAUGCAAAUUCAGCUGCAAAAGCGAAUCGCUUACAAAUGAAAAGAAUUGUUGAUGAAUUUGUGUUCUUGUUUGAAAAACCAAUUGCUGACAUUAAGAGCAUUGAGAACCAGCUUGUUGAACAAAACUCCAAAAACUUUGUUUUUAAAAUUAAGGAAAAAGAAAAAGAGGAGUUCACACCAGUGAACAGAUACCCAGUGUUAUGUAGAUUCAGUGACAUUAUUAAAUCGAAAUUGUUUGAGAUAGAGCAGUUGGAAGAGUUGACAUAUGAUCAAACGUUCAAACAAAUCAAUUCACUACAGAGAAUCCUAAUAGUAGAUUCUUCUUUCACACCUUUAACAGAGUUUGCUCGAGAGAAGAAAAAUAUGAAUUUUGCCACAACCCUUGAAUGGAAAUAUAUUCAAAAACUUUGCGCAAGGAGCCGUACGCUUUUUAGAGAUGCUUCUGAGGAGUCACUCUUUUCUUACUUCUUAGUGAACAAGGCAGUUGUGAUAACAGUGGAGGAGAGAAGAAAUGAUUAUUUGUUUUACAUCUUUACGAUUGAAAUAGGUGGCACGAACAAUCUCCAAAUUCAGUUCAACAAUGACGGCACAGGAACUAUAUGGAAUCUAUCAGUGGUAGAACCCCAAGUAGCUACCUCAAUUUCCUCGUUUAUGCAGCAAGUGAGAAACAAGACUCAGAUGAACCUUGAACAGAAAGAACAAAUUGAACGAGAAUGGACAUCAAGAUCACUAACAAUUGCCUCAAAAAACGGAAGAAAGUUUUUCAAAAACAAGAAUAUUUCCACUGUGAUAACCCCAGCCGACGACGAUUUUACAAAAUACACACCACGACCACCUCCAUCCAUAGAUCCUAAAUAUCAACAACAACAACCUCCUCAAACAUCUCCUAACGAACGGUUUGUUCGAAGCUACAAAAUACAAGAACAGAAAUGA
This is a messenger RNA of Naegleria lovaniensis, 1341 nucleotides long. RefSeq lists its product as uncharacterized. The transcript has 2 exons. NCBI's taxonomy places the organism in Eukaryota, Heterolobosea, Eutetramitea, Acrasida, Naegleriidae. The record is from RefSeq and is a predicted model, not a curated record. The coding region runs from base 1 to 1341 and encodes 446 amino acids.